Messenger RNA from Lytechinus pictus (painted urchin), 2288 nucleotides. RefSeq lists its product as uncharacterized. Bases 80 to 1720 code for a protein of 546 amino acids. The transcript is spliced from 10 exons. NCBI's taxonomy places the organism in Eukaryota, Metazoa, Echinodermata, Echinoidea, Temnopleuroida, Toxopneustidae. The record is from RefSeq and is a predicted model, not a curated record.
CUCGGGUGGAGUGUGGAGAGUGGCGUCUUGUCAAAGGGUAGGCCCUACUUGUGAUUGUGAAGGAAGAGCGAAUGACACGAUGCCAUGUACCAUCAAAGUUCCAUGUCCUGUAGAUGGACAAUGGCAGCCGUGGGCGCCGGUACUGCAUUGCUCUAAGAACUGCGGAGGAGGAACCGGCUACAGUAAUCGUACCUGUAUCCCACCUAGAAACGGAGGCAAUCCAUGUCAGGGAAACUUUGAGAAUUUCGAGCUUCCUUGUAACACUGAGGCCUGUCCAGAUGCUACCCUUCCCCCUGAACUUGAAAGUGGGUUGAGGACAUUACUAGAUGGAAGCCAUGUUAAUCUUGUCCGAGAACCUGAUGAGGAAGCUUUAAUGGACUGCACUGAAGCUAUCAGACUAGUUCAUCAGAACUAUUCAGACGCUCGUGUAGAAUGGAGAAGGAACGGACAACGACUAGCAAUAGAUGGAGCAAGGAUACAGUUAGACACUGGCAGGCUGGUCUUUGAAGCAGUGCAUUCCGGUGACAAUGGAGUUUACACAUGCCAAGCCGAAGCUGGAGGUGUAAGCGACGUAGUAUUAGCUGUGUUCAGUCUAGCAGUACCACCUGAGGCUCCUGAUAUCCAGGGUUAUGAGGCUGAAGGCUUGGAAAUACCAUGUAAUGGGGAACAGUUAGGACUACUGUUUGAUGGCUUUACAACACAAUGGUAUAAAGGAGAUAAACUCAUUAAAAGUUAUGAAGAUGUUGAACCAGAAGAGGUUAACGUGGAACAUUUUAAGAACAUUGAUGAGAGGUAUGCAGGUGUAUAUAGGUGUGUUGUGAUACAUUACAAGUCACAGAGACAGUGGGUCACUAACAUCGCACAGGUUGAAGUUUUGCCUAAAAGAGCUAUGACCAAACGCUUGAUGGCGAUGGCGAAAGAGAAGGCAAAAGGUUCGUCGUUUAUUUUGAUAGCGGGCAGUAUCGGAGGAGUCCUUGUCGUGUUUCUCAUUGGAUGCUGUAUCUGUGUCUGCUGCUGCUUCGGUGACGAGGAUGACUUGGACAAGGAUAGAAAUCUUGACAAAGAAGCAGCAAAACCGUUACUCGGUGAUGGGGACAGGAAACAUGGUAAACCAAAGUCUGGAGCUUCGUCACCAGUGAAGAAGAGUACUACGAGUCCCGCAAAGAAAAUGCCAGUUGGACCACCUGGUGCGGCAAAGCCUCAUGCUGCGAAACCUGGUAUGCCAAAGCCUGGUACGGCAAAACCUGGUGCUGCAAAACCAGGUACUGCGAAACCCGGUAGUGCGAAACCCGGUAGUGCGAAACCCGGUAUCCCUCAGAUCAAACCUCCCGGGAAAGGACCACCACGAUCUCCUGGAAAAGGUACAUCUAGCCCUCCGAAAAAAGGGCCUCCGAAAUCCAUGGACAAAGGGCCACAAAAACCUGUGGAUAAAGUACCAUCUAAAUCUUUACCAAAGAAAGUAGGUUCUUCACCACCUAAAGCCCCUGGUAAAACACCACCUAAAUCUCCUGGUAGUAUACCAACAAAGCUUCCAGGAAAAGUGCCCCCGAAACCAUCUGCAGGAAAAUCAACAUCAAAAUCUCCAAAUAAGUCCGCCGGUAAGUCCCCUCCAAAGCCAGCUAACAAAUCACCGGGCAAAGGACAAGCGAAGCCAGGAGUUCAGAUCCGUCCUCCCCCAAAAGGUGGCUCGCCUCAGAAGAAACCCCCAAAGAAAGUGUGAAAUCAGGGUUAUCUCGGAUAGGCAGAUGAUAAUGUAUAUAUUGUCAUUACUACCUGAAUGCCCUCCAAUUACUCCCGUUGCUAAAUGGAAUGAUCUUGAACGAACAGUCUUUAAAAAUAUAUUCAUAGAUGCCACAUUAAGAAUUGUAAACAAAAGUUUAUCCACAUUUGAAAUAUUUAUUACAUUCUAUUGCUAUUAAAUGUUAUUUUAAGUCUCAUAUAUUAAGAUGCAUAAAAACAUAAAAAUACUGAAAUAUUGAUGUGCUUUGUUUCGGUAACGGCAUUGAUUUUAUCAACGUCAACAUUUAGUGGCGUAAUAAGUCAAACAUUUUAAAGGGGUCAGAAUUGUUGUAUGUAGCAACCUUUUUAAGAAAGCUGCGAGCAAGCGAAGCAAGCAAGCUAAAAUGUUUAGCUGUCUUUAUAUACAAAAAUUUAGUUUUCAAAAGCUUUUGACAAAAUAUUCAGAAAAUUAUAUAUUUCAACAUUUUCUUUUACUUUUUAUUCGUCUUUCCUCUCUCUUGCUCUUUUUGGUCGUGACAAUUUUGGGCGUCCACUAACCCCCCCUCUAU